This is a messenger RNA of Phaeoacremonium minimum UCRPA7, 810 nucleotides long. RefSeq lists its product as hypothetical. Bases 1 to 810 code for a protein of 269 amino acids. The record is from RefSeq and is a predicted model, not a curated record. Gene Ontology annotation, biological process: cilium assembly. Lineage: Eukaryota; Fungi; Ascomycota; Sordariomycetes; Togniniales; Togniniaceae. The transcript has a single exon.
AUGGCAUAUUUAUCAUUAAGCACGCGUGACCUCAACGUCCUUGAAAAGAUCAAAGAUCCGGAGUCCGAUCCAUCCACAUCAGUCUUCGUCGAUAGCGCCCUGCAAAAAGACCCUCAUAUCCGGGACUCUGCCGAAUAUGAUCGAAUCGUUGCCGCAGAGCGGCAGGUAGUUCUUUCAAUGCAGGCUCUGGAGAUGGAACUGGCUGGUCUUAGACCUAGAUCCACGGCAGAUCCCAUCGCAGAGUAUAAGGGAUGUGUACGGAAGCUAGGUGACAUCAUCUCUGGUCAACCAAGUUACGCGAGCGCAAGGAACAACAGAGCCCAAGCGGCGAGACGCUUAUAUGGAGACAGCUUGCUCCUAUCUAGAUCUCAAGGAGCGCAGAAACCCCUGAUCUCCGUCCCCGAACAAGCUGAGAGAGUCCACGCUGCAAGUCAGUGUCUGGCGGACCUCGACGAGGCUAUCAUGCUGCUCACGCCUGCGAGUUUGUAUGCAGGAAUUUCGCCUGUGGCUGCCAAGACGCUGUCCCUGGCGCACACCCAAAGAGCCGCCAUUUACCAUCUAACAUCCAAACUGCUUGCUUCCGACACUCUUGAUGUCGACCCGGAGAGAAGAGAAGCUUCAUGGGGCAAGCUCGAAUUCGAGGAGGCUGCAUCUCGCGACUUUGCGAUGGGUGGAAGAUAUGGGAAUGAGAUUGCCAAGGGGCUCGCUGUGAGCACAAAUCCCACUGCGAAGCUAUGUGGACAAAUGGUCAGAGAGGCAAUGAAGAGAGAAUAUGGCCCGGACUUCGCCAAUCAAGUUAAUGGACGGUAG